CUUCUCCGCGGCCCGGUACCGGCGCGGCGGCGUCCGCGUGGUGGGUCCCUGGACUCCGCGAGCCGGCGGUGAUUGGAGCUACACAGCUUGUGUCAUGGACUCUGAGGUCAGCAAUGGCUCAGGCCUGGAGGCUGAGCAUAUCACAAACCUGCUGGUGUUUGGCUUUCUCCAAAGCUCUGACUGUAAUUUCCACAAAGAGCUGGAGGUACUGGGUCAAGAACUGCCUGUGCAGGUUUACCCAGAUGCAGACCUCGAAGACGAGCUGCAGACAGAUGGCAGCCGGGCUAGCCGCUCCUUCUACCAUGGAAGACUAGAGCCAGAUUCUGAAAGUCAGGAAGAAAUCAUCCAGAACAUUGCCAGACAUCUCGCCCAAGUAGGCGAUGAGCUGGACCAGAGCAUCCAGCCCACGCUGGUGAGGCAUCUGGCCACACAGUUCAUGAACGUCAGCCUGUCAGAGGAAGACAGAAGGACCUGCCUGGCCAAAGCCCUCGAUGAGGUGAAGACAGCCUUCCCUAGAGACAUGGAGAACGACAAGGCCAUGCUGAUAAUGACCAUGCUGUUGGCCAAAAAAGUGGCCAGUCAUGCACCGUCUUUGCUCCGUGAUGUCUUCCGCACGACUGUGAACUUUAUUAACCAGAACCUAUUCUCCUAUGUGAGGAGCUUGGUUAGAAAUGAGAUGGACUGAGGGUGCCUGCAGAAGCCGCACCCCAAUAUGGCAAGACUAGUGAAGCUGUCUCCGACAAAACCAUGACCAUGUAAACAGACAUUGGAGUGAAGGCGGGUCCCGGAGAACAGCCACCUCCCUAUUUCCAGGUGGUGGGACUCUCAAGCCGGUGAUUCACUAACAUUUCUGCAUUCAGCUUGAGUGUAUGAAGAGUUUACGCCAGCUCCCGCAUCCACACCACGUACCUUUGUCUUAUCAGCUGUACGGGUUCCCACUUGGAAAUUAAACUUAAAAGCGGGCUGUAAGGCAGAAAAGCGUAUUCGUAAUAUGAAGUGACUUUUGGUGAGAGGCCAGUUCUGGGACUCAGUCUUGAUCUUGUAGGUAGGCUUCUGUUUAAGAAGAACAACGCCAAGAGAGAUUUAUCAACCCAGGAGUGUGACAUCCACCCAGCCUAGUGGAUACCCCAGUACUCACAAGGCCCCCACCUGGCUUUGUAAAAGCUGAAUGACUGUUCUCAAACCAUGGGAAGCCUGACUACCUACCCCCACCCAGGAGUUUAGCUGUUCCAGGAAUCAACUGUUUUCUCAAGAUUUCUAUUCCAGUGGAAACAAACUGAAUCGUGCAUUUGAUUUGUCUAUGUGAUGUCAGUUGUUAUGAUCAAGCUCUUGCUAGGGAAUGCAAAGAACAGCUCACAAGUGUCAAAGCAGAAGGAACAGAAGAGAUCUAAAACAGCCAGUGAUCCAAACAGCAGCAGGUCACUCGCAAGUUCACAAAAGGUGACUUCCUGUUGAGUCUGACACACUUUCUUGGUUGUAAAGCAAAGUUGCCAUCCUCUUUCCCCAGGCAACAUCACAGAAGAUUCUGUGUAUCAAACCAAAUGUUCCCUUUGCUUUUGCAUUUCAGAAACAAGGUCUCACUGUACUCAAACGUGUUUGGUAAGUCUUCUGCUGAAGCUGGGGUUGUGGGCACAAGCCACCACAGCCUGCAAGUACUCUAGCUUGGAACUCGUCCAUGGCAGCCACGGAGGCUGUGACAGUUUGGGUGUAUCCAGUAAGUUGGUGGAUUUUUCUUUGGUAACAUGAUCUUUGUGUGAGUAUAAUUCAGAAAUUAUUUUAAUUCGGAGAAUAUUUUUCAUUCUGUUCUAAAAAUAUGUGAAUUGCUUUAAGUGAUAGAAAUUUGUUUCUUCAACAUAAAAUAAAAGGUUCUUCUCUAAAA
Molecule: messenger RNA, 1879 nt
Organism: Grammomys surdaster
Lineage: Eukaryota; Metazoa; Chordata; Mammalia; Rodentia; Muridae
Gene: Bid
Product: BH3 interacting domain death agonist
Exons: 6
Coding region: 95-685 (196 amino acids)
Biological process (GO): positive regulation of extrinsic apoptotic signaling pathway; apoptotic mitochondrial changes; positive regulation of release of cytochrome c from mitochondria
Cellular component (GO): cytoplasm; cytosol; mitochondrion
Source: RefSeq, a predicted model, not a curated record